Messenger RNA from Effrenium voratum, 1248 nucleotides. NCBI's taxonomy places the organism in Eukaryota, Dinophyceae, Suessiales, Symbiodiniaceae. The record is from the annotation of a GenBank genome assembly.
AUGUUGAAAACAAUAUCUUCCGCGUCUUUCUGGCAGCCUGUGCUUGCAGCUGCAGCCGGAGUUGCUUUCGGCGUACUAUUGGAGAAGUCUCGUCGGCGGCGCACAACUGCGAGCAGCUCCAGCGACGUGGUCAGGUCAGGCAUCGAUGUUGUGGUUGACAAGGAGCAGCUCGAAGAACUCGUUGCCUCCUGUUUGAGAAGUGCGGGCACACCUCCCGAGAAGGCAAAGCUAGUUGCCAGAGUCCUGGUUGCUGCUGACUGUCGAGGAAUACCUUCACAUGGGGUGAAUCGGGCAGAGAUGUACUGUGGCGAACUGAAAGCCGGGCUGAUCGAUCCCACUGCGGAGCCCACGAUUUCGUCAGAUUCCAAGGCUGUUGCAAAUGUGGAUGGCAACAAUGGCUUGGGAGCAGUGGUUUCUCAGUACGCAAUGCAACUCUGCAUACAAAAAGCCAAAACCAAUGGAAUUGGCCUAGUUGUUUGUCACAACAGCAAUCAUUUUGGCAUUGCUGGAUUCUGGUCUGAGCUGGCAUUGAGGGAAGGACUCAUUGGUUUUGCCUUUACCAACACCAGCCCAUUUCUUGUCCCAACUCGAGCCUGUUCGCGUGCGGGAGGGACGAAUCCAAUUGCGUGCUACUGCCCCGGCGACGGAGACAGCUUUCAGCUAGACAUGGCAACCACGACGGUGCCGGUUGGAAAGGUUGAAGUUUGCCAUCGGAAGGGGCAGCAGAUGCCACAUGGAUGGGGGGUUGACACUGGAGGGGCAAGCACCACAAAGCCUAAGGAUGUUUUGAUGGGAGGUGGGUUGACUCCUUUAGGAGGCUUGGAGGAGACGGCAGGGUACAAAGGCUAUGGCCUCAAUAUGAUGAUGGAGAUCCUGUGCGGUGUCCUGAGUGGCUGCACGAAGGUGGGCCCAGCAGUGCCUCCAUGGCGAUUGGACCGUGGCGUGGCGGUGGACUACGGGCACUGCUUCAUGUGCAUCGACCCUCAGCAGCUGCUCCCGUCGGGGAACUUCCAGCAGUCGCUGUCCGCGUACCUCCGGGCGAUGCGGAGCCUGCCGUCGACUGCGAGCUCCGUGCUGGUGCCCGGGGACCCCGAGAAGGCCCAGGAGGCCUCGUCCGAGUCGGGCGUGCGGCUGAACCGCCACGUGGCCCUGGGCCUGCGGAGCCUGGCGCGGACCCUGGGCUGCGCAGUCCCCGGGGCGCUGCGAGACCUGCCCGAGGACGAGGUGCCUUUGUGUCCCCACGUGUGA